GGAAGAAGAAAUAAAAACAACAACAGCAGCAGCAGGAGCGGCAGCGGAGGCUCCGCUCGGCGUCGAUAAUAUCUUGAGAAAAAAGUGCAGAGCUACUUACGGUUUUACUGCUCGGUGACUCUGAGUCCUGACAGCCCGUGUGGACGUAGCUGAGCCGGUGAGGUUGACAUUUAACGACAAACAUGUCGGUGUUGGAAAGGUUGUUCGGGUCCCGGUCGAAGGGUGGGAAAGCGCCGACACCCCAGGAGGCGAUCCAGCGGCUCCGGGAGACCGAGGAAAUGUUGGCGAAAAAACAAGACUUUCUGGAGAAGAAGAUCGAACAGGAGCUCAUCACGGCGAAGAAAAACGGCACGAAAAACAAACGAGCGGCUCUGCAGGCGCUCAAGAGGAAGAAGCGCUACGAGAAGCAGCUGGCUCAGAUCGACGGGACGCUGUCCACCAUCGAGUUCCAGAGGGAGGCGCUGGAGAACGCCAACACCAACACCGAAGUGCUGAAGAACAUGGGCAUGGCGGCCAAGGCCAUGAAGGCGGCGCACGAAAACAUGGACAUCGACAAAGUGGACGACCUGAUGCAGGACAUCACAGAGCAGCAGGAACUGGCUCAGGAAAUCUCAGACGCCAUCUCCAAACCCAUCGGCUUCGGAGAAGAGUACGACGAGGACGAGCUCAUGGCUGAGCUUGAGGAGCUGGAGCAGGAAGAACUGGACAAGAACCUCCUGGAGAUUGGAGGAACAGAGGACGUCACUCUGCCCAGCGUACCGUCAACAUCACUACCAUCCAGACCAGCCAAGAAGGAGGAAGAAGAGGAUGACGACAUGGCGGACCUCCAGGCUUGGGCUAGCUAAGCUAGCCUGCCCUGCUGGCUAGCUAGCGCCCCCUCCUGUCUGUCUCUCUGUUGGCUCGCGGGCCGCCAGACUCCUGGACGGGAGACAGAGACUCUGGGCUGCUCAGCUGGCCGGCCCGCCGCUGUGUCUUUCUAUGCCUUCGUCCCAACAUAUAACCAUCCCCAAAUCCUAAAGUAUGCACUUGUUCACUGCCUCAAAAGAAAAAAAGGAAUAAAAAAUCAGAGUAUCGGACUGGGCUUUUUGCUGGGUUAUGAUUAAUAUCUGAAUUGUGAUCUGUUGGCUAAAUGUACGCUUUGCCCUGACUGUGCACAGAGCCACUGUCAGCCCUACAGCCUGUACUUACAUACAUCAGAGUGCUGUACGGGGGGAGUGUGUGCACACACACUCGGGGCAGGAGAGUUCAAGUGCAUAUUGUAGGACAGAGGGUGUGGAGGAACGGUACGCAGCCAACGUCACCUGGGAGGAGUGGGAGGAGUCAGUACAUCCAUAGGAAAAACAACGAGAGAGACCACAACACGACCCGGCCAUUUUUCUGCUUCCUGUGAUGUCAUCUCUCCGCGCCCCUCAAACUGAGAACCCUUCAGUACGCUAACCGUCUCUGGAAAACCUCAACAACAACAACAACAGCUAAAGACUAUAGAAAAAAACCAUGUAGGACUUUCUCACUGAGGCGUCGCUGUCGGUAAGAAAACCCAUCAGGAAAAAUCAGUCAGCAAGCACAGACAUUGGUUUAGGAGCCCAAAGACUCAUUCAGUAAAGUAACUGGGAGUAAUGUUCACACACAGCGUGACACUGUGGCCACCAGCUGCCAGGCUGUGGCUGUCAGAUGUCAGAUGUCAAGUUCACAGCUAAAAAACAGCAAAGAGAUGAGCCACACGUGUUAAAAUCUGUUGAAACUGACGAGCCGCAUGUUUUGAAAGGCGCUCGCUUCUUCCAACAUGGCCGCCGGAGGCUGCAUUACGUCACUUUAAAGACCUGCACUGCUGCAUUUGACCAGGCGGCCACGGCUGCAGUCUGACAGUGAUCUGCACUGAGAAAGUCCUACAUGGUGAAUUUGGAAAUGUGUGUGUGUGUGUGUGUGUGUGUUUCAGCUCUUUGACCCGGUGACCUCGUCUGAAUGUUUAGUCUCUAAGUCCUGAGGCUGCGAGCUCAAGCCGACUUUUUCUUUUUUUUGGGUGUUUUGGGGGAAUUUCUCGCUCAGCUCUUAUGUCAUGUGAUAUGAACUUAAAGCAAAAGUGAACAUUGUAGUAGUGUGUGUGUGUGUGUGUGUGUGUGUGUUGUCCAGCUCCCUGGGUGUGUUACGAGUCCACAUGGUAGACAGCAACACUGGAUUUGUUUGUCUCCAUUCACAUCCGCAGCAGCACAGCUCCCAAAAUAACACAGAAGCCAACACCAACAAAGAGGAUCAGGACGAUAUAAACAAAAACAAAUCCCGGUACCCUUUUUUUUUUUUUUUUUUUAUUUGUGUAUGUGUAUGAAUAAUCACAAUCAUCUCUGAAAGCACUAGAGGACUCCCUAAAAACUCGUAUUUCAUGCAUCACUGUGUGCCUGAUGUUUGUGUUUGGCUGUUUCGUCGCUUUUUGGAUAAACGAGCAAAACCAUACCCUAAAAACAUAUCGACCUGAGUCAAGGCGCCCAUUUUUUUCUUUUGAUUUGAACUGGAAAGUCGAUCCAGCAGGUGGGGUCUGCAGGGAACUCGAUAGCCACAAAUAAUUUUAAUCACACACAAAAAAAAUAAGGGUACCAGCAACGGUUAUAGCACAAGCCCACCAUGUGGAGUCGUACAGCAGCCAGGGAGCUCCUCAGACCUCCACUGACAGGAGGCCUGAGGCAGACGGCUGCCAGGGCCUGGUUAUGGAUUUAUUUCAGCCUCUGUGUUAAAAAAUAAUAAUAAUAAUGAUAAUGAUAAUAAUAAUGACACGAGCCAACAAGCUCGGCUUCAGCUCACCGUCUUGGUGCUGCAGGAUGAUCAGUGAUGGAUCGGGGUCGGUUCACAAUCAAACAGCGAGUUGAGAGUGCGGUUUUGAAAACAUCCUGUGUGUGUGUGUGUGUGUGUGGUGACCGAACGAGAGUGGCGCUUAACUCUGAAUCAUUUGCUCAUUUUUUUUUGUGAUGCAAGAUCGAGUCGUGUGUCGACCCCUGUCCCGGCGUCCAGAAGACGAGAGGCUUCCACAUGCCAACGAAAUGUCUUGUUGCUCUGUUUUGUACCUUUGGAUAUCGCUCAUCUUCUGUCUGGCUGCACACACAGACAGCCGCCGGUCGCCAGGUCUGCUCAGAGGCGGGACUUUGGAGUUUUCCGUGUGGCGGCCAUGUUGGUGCCACAUCCUUACUCCAUGACUGUUGCUAAUUUGAGAUUCUAUGAAAUUGAGCUUAAUAAAGUUGGGAAUCAAUGCAA
Messenger RNA from Myripristis murdjan (pinecone soldierfish), 3240 nucleotides. RefSeq names its product charged multivesicular body protein 4Ba (gene chmp4ba). Gene Ontology annotation, cellular component: multivesicular body; cytoplasmic side of plasma membrane; ESCRT III complex. The record is from RefSeq and is a predicted model, not a curated record. The coding region runs from base 183 to 845 and encodes 220 amino acids. Lineage: Eukaryota; Metazoa; Chordata; Actinopteri; Holocentriformes; Holocentridae. The transcript has 5 exons. Gene Ontology annotation, biological process: late endosome to vacuole transport via multivesicular body sorting pathway; vesicle budding from membrane.